ACUUCAUUGUCACCGUAGUCUUUUCAUUCUUGUGGUUGGUGGGUUCAUCUGCUUGGGCGAAAGGACUGUCUGAUGUCAAAGUUGCAACAGAUCCCAAGGAAGUUUUGUUACUGAUGUCAGCUUGCAAACAGCCAUCCAACAAAUGUAUGGCUGUCCAUAGCCCCGUCAUGUCCAGCUUGAAUACGUCUGUGGUCUUUGGGUUCUUGAACUUUAUCCUCUGGGCUGGAAACAUAUGGUUUGUUUUCAAGGAGACUGGCUGGCAUUCCUCAGGACAGAGGUAUCUUUCGGACCCAAUGGAGAAGCACUCAAGCAGCUAUAAUCAAGGCGGGUACAACCAAGAUAGCUAUGGAUCAAGUGGUGGGUAUAGCCAGCAGGCAAGUUUGGAGCCAUCCUCUGAUGAGUUUGGCCAACAGCCUACUGGCCCCACUUCCUUUACGAAUCAGAUUUAAUACAAUAGCAUUUGCAGUCUUCUGGUUAUUGCCUUGCCACUUUCCAUUCCAGUGGUAGAAGAAUUUUUAAGAGUUUCAAUCAAUUAUUAAUGCAGAGAAUGUUGAAUAUAAAUCAGAGGUCUAUAGUCCUCAUUAAAGCAGAAAGGCCUGGGUCGUGAUAAAUGGUACUUAGAGAUGAGAUGACAUGUGGAGAUGUAUUAUUUAUCACAGAUGGCUAAUUGGAGAGUACCUUGCUAUAUACAUAGAUACUUUUAUGGUCAUUUUGUAUGUGUAUUGAGAUAGUAGAAGCAUUUUGUAGCUUAAAGUCUCUAGUAUGUAAUAUGCAUAAAGUAAGUUGGAAAGCAUUGAGUUUUCCUAUGCAUUUUGAUGCAAAAGACAUUUUAAUGAUUCCUAGAAGACAAUUUGGUGUAUCACAGCAUGCAUGUAUUAUUUUUUAGUUUUA
Molecule: messenger RNA, 891 nt
Organism: Castor canadensis (American beaver)
Lineage: Eukaryota; Metazoa; Chordata; Mammalia; Rodentia; Castoridae
Source: RefSeq, a predicted model, not a curated record